AGAUAUUUCAGAAGCCGAAGCCGGGAAAGAAGAUAUGCUCCACUGCCACAUCCAAAGAAGCCCAUAAUUCCUACUGCUAGGCUCGCUGUUGUGUUCGUCGUUCAUCUUUCCGUGGCAGUUUAGAGUGCUGAAAUUUUAAAUUCUAAGUUCUUCUCCAAAUGCUUGACUGAAACGAACGCUUUACUCCUUUCAAAUAUUCGUCACUCCUUUUGGUCUCUCUUUCCAUUCCAUGGGAACUCUCACAAGUUGUAGUUUUAUACCUUUGAAUUCCGAAUUCCGUUCCAACCCUGUUCGACGCGCUUUCAGGGAGAGAAUUCAAUACCAUCGGCUCAGCAGAUUGAGGGGUUCGUGUUAUUUCUGCAGACAAAGAUCGAAAUCAGGCAGGUAUAUCGAUUUUGGUAGGUUUACUUGCUUUAGCAGCAAUAACGACACUAAUGAUGAAGGGGAAAGCGGUAGUCAUGCCUCGAAAGAUUCUAAUUUGACGACCACACUAGCUGAAGGGGCUGAGGAGAGAAAUGAAAAUGGCUUGAAUCCUGAGAAGUCAAGGUCCCCGGUUUCUUCAAGGUCAUCUUUAUCCUCAGUUGGGCCAGCAUACAACAAUUUUCAAGUUGAUUCUUUCAAACUCAUGGAACUCCUCGGGCCUGAGAAGGUGGAUCCUGCUGAUGUAAAGCUGAUUAAGGAUAAGCUUUUUGGUUAUACAACCUUUUGGGUGACCAAAGAGGAGCCUUUUGGUGACCUUGGAGAGGGUAUACUUUUCCUUGGAAAUUUAAGGGGGAAGAGAGAGGAUGUAUUUGCCAAGCUUCAAAGUCAGCUAGUUGAGGUCACAGGUGAUAAGUACAACCUUUUUAUGGUGGAAGAACCUGAUUCAGACAGUCCUGAUCCUCGUGGUGGGCCACGCGUUAGCUUUGGUUUGCUGCGGAAGGAAGUUUCAGAGCCCGGGCCAACAACACUUUGGCAAUAUGUGAUUGCUUUGUUGUUGUUUCUUCUUACCAUUGGUUCCUCAGUGGAGCUAGGAAUUGCUUCUCAGAUAAAUAGACUGCCUCCAGAAGUUGUAAAAUACUUCACAGACCCCAAUGCUAUUGAACCCCCUGAUAUGGAGCUACUAUUCCCCUUCGUUGAGUCAGCUUUGCCUGUAGCAUAUGGUGUCUUGGGGGUUCUGCUAUUUCAUGAAGUUGGACACUUCCUGGCAGCUUUUCCAAAGAAAGUGAAACUAAGCAUUCCUUACUUCAUUCCAAACAUCACUCUUGGCAGUUUUGGCGCAAUUACUCAGUUUAAAUCCCUUCUUCCUGAUAGAAGCACAAAGGUGGACAUAUCACUUGCAGGCCCAUUUGCUGGUGCUGUACUAUCUUUUUCAAUGUUUGCUGUCGGCCUGCUACUUUCAUCAAAUCCAGCUACAACAGGAGAUUUGGUGCAAGUCCCUAACAUGUUAUUUCAAGGUUCUUUGUUUCUUGGACUCAUCAGUAGAGCCAUGCUCGGUUAUACAGCAAUGCAUGCUGCAACUGUUUCAAUUCAUCCUCUUGUAAUUGCUGGCUGGUGUGGCUUGACGAUACAAGCUUUUAACAUGCUUCCUGUCGGAUGCCUUGAUGGUGGAAGAGCAGUGCAGGGUGCAUUUGGAAAAAGUGCAUUGAUUGGCUUUGGCUUGACAACUUACACGUUGCUUGGAUUAGGAGUGCUUGGUGGGCCUCUUUCACUUCCUUGGGGACUCUAUGUUUUAUUAUGUCAGAGGACACCGGAGAAACCAUGCUUGAAUGAUGUGACGGAGGUUGGAACAUGGAGAAGGACCCUGGUGGCGGUUGCUACUUUUCUUGUUGUCUUGACUUUGCUUCCUGUUUGGGAUGAGCUUGCAGAGGAACUGGGUAUAGGUCUUGCAACCGCAUUUUGAUAGGUGAUGGCCGUGAUGCGUUGAGUAAAUCCUUUCUCAAAAAAAGCUUUUCUAUUUAUUAGAUAGGUAAAGUCACAGCUAAAGCGAAACAUUUUUGAGGUUUUUUCGAGUGAUGAACCCAGUGUACUUUAUUGGGCCAAAAAUGUAAAUUAGUUCGAUUUUAUACCUAUUCAUCAAAAAUAGAAGAUACAAUUAUGGUCUAUUAUUAUUACAAACUAAACUUGGUUGAAGUGAUACUUGUCAGAUGGACAAUAAAAAAGAGAUGCAAUUUACUAUUGGAGGCAUGA
This is a messenger RNA of Prosopis cineraria, 2169 nucleotides long. Its product is annotated as probable zinc metalloprotease EGY1, chloroplastic. The coding region runs from base 230 to 1882 and encodes 550 amino acids. NCBI's taxonomy places the organism in Eukaryota, Viridiplantae, Streptophyta, Magnoliopsida, Fabales, Fabaceae. The transcript is spliced from 10 exons. The record is from RefSeq and is a predicted model, not a curated record. Gene Ontology annotation, biological process: proteolysis.